AUGCCGCCGGAAAGAGAUGAGGAUACUCAAGUCUCUCUCCUCACACCGAAUUCUGAACCCAACAACAACCACAACAACCAACAACAAGAACAAGAAAAAGAAGCCCUUGCGGAUCUUCUCAAGCGUGAGUCCCGUUUAUAUACAUGGCGCCAUGCAUGGCAGUUGAGACUCUGGCGUGUGUGGGGUCCAGAGCCGCCGUACGCCCUGCAGUCGGAGGACACCGCCGGCGGCGGGAUUGCGGGUGGAUUGUAUUACACUUGGCUGGCCGACCUCAUGGGGCGGGCGGCGCGGGCCGAUCGUGUUGGAUUGCACCACGAGGAGGAUCUCACGGCGGAGGAUAUGCCGCGGCCCACACGUGAUUCCCGUGCGUACAACGCUGGUGUUCUUCUCAGUGCAGCCCUGCAGCGGCAGCGUUGGCGGCGGUAUGGGUGGAGUGUUUAUAUUGGCGUGGAGGUGCGGCAUCGACGGGAUCCAUCAAGUGCGGGGGAACUGCGAUGGAUAGGAAAUGCCCAGCAGCGGCGCACACCGCGGGAGUUGUAUGCGGGAGUGGAGUGGCGUGUACCUCCAGCACAUCGUGUAAAAGAGGCAUCAAGAAAUGCAGAAUGUAAUCCAUUUAUGAAUGGGAUAUAUGAUGGGGAACAUCUCUUUCAAACAUCUACAGUAGCAUUAGGAGGAGAAGGAGAGGCAACGGCCACAUUGGAGCGUGUGAAGAAUAUUGAAAUUAUUUCUCCACUAUCAAGGAAGCAUGUACAUGGUGUGGGGAUGCCAGAAACAUCACAGCAAUUACCAAAGUCUAUGUCUGUAGCCAGAGCACUUUUUAGUGUAUUUGGAAAUAAAGUAUAUAUACUUAUCAUUGUACGAUUACUACGGGAUGCUUGUCAGCUUGGUGUACCUGUGGUACUUCAGAGUUAUAUUGAAUUUCUUCAAUCCAAGGAUCCACAAUGGCGUGAUGGACUCUUACUGGUGUUAGCCUUCGCUAUACUCUCACUUGUACAGAGUGCGGCUGCUAAUAAAGUAACACAAUUGGGAUGGCGUGCGGGCCACACCUUUCAAAAUGCCUUACAGGCGGUUUUAUUUGAAAAAUGUGCCACCGUCUCUCGUAAGUCUCUCAUGCAUCCAGAGAUGAAUAUAGGACGUAUAGUAAAUAUGAUGAGUAGUGAUGUCAGUAGUUCCUCAUCACUACCACAGAUGGUUCCUAUUGCAGUUGGGGCACCUAUACAAUUAUUGGUGGCGUUAUUUUUAUUGUAUAGACUUGUGGGUUGGUGCGCCUUUACUGGUUUUGGUGUACUGGUGGCAUUUAUGCCUGUUCAGGGUUUCAUCAUGCGGCGAUACUUCACAGCGUAUGGGGCACUUUCACAAGCAACAGAUGCGAGAUUAAAAGCCACAAAUGAAUUUUUCACAGGUGUGCGAGUAGCGAAGUUUAUGUCUUGGGAACCAUCAUUUAUUCGAAAUAUUGAAGAACUGAGAAGACGUGAAGUGGCUGCUUUGCGAACAACACAACUUCUUUACAUUGCAAGUGCCUUUCUCACUAAUGCGAUCCCAGCAGUGGUGAUUGCCGUUGUUUUUCUACUCUACAGUACUUCUGGGCAUGAGUUAACCCCAGCUGUGGUCUUUCCUACACUCACAUUACUGGAUAUUAUGCAAAUGCCUUUUAUUAUGAUUCCUAUUUCCAUCUCUAGUGUGAUGCGAUUUGUGGUGUCUAUGCGGCGAAUUACAAAGUUUCUGGAAUGCGAGGAUGCUAAUGAUGGAAUGCGGGAACUCCUACAAGAUGAUGAAAGGGAAACAUCUCAACAAUAUCAUCAUCCCAACGGUCUUCAUAUGUAUGGAAAACCCACCAUGAUAACAACAUCCGCAAUGGCAUCGGCAACUACAAGAAAAGAAGCAUCCGCUGCUGCAGCGGAGUUUAUGCAUGCUACUAUCUCAACAUAUACACCACAGAAACUUCCACCAUGUGCGAAGGAACGAAAGGCGGCUGAACGGAAUAGAAAUAAUAAUAAUAAUAAUAAUAAUAAUAAAGAGAAAAAAGACUCCACGGAGUACUAUGAAUUACAACGAAAAGAAUUACUUCGUGAUAUUACACUUCGUAUUCCUAAAGGUAAACUCACCUGUGUGAUUGGGGAAACUGGAAGUGGAAAAUCUACACUACUGGAAUCUCUAUUAGGAGAAAUUGAGGUAACCUCUGGUGUAUUACACACCACACCUGCCAUUGCCUACGUUCCACAACAACCAUGGAUUAUGAAUGCCACACUUAAAGAUAAUAUUUUAUUCUUUAGUGAUAUGAAUGAUGAUCGUUUUCACCGUGCUUUACGUUGUACACAAUUAGAGUCUGAUUUACUUUUACUUGCUAAUGGUGUGGAAACCGAAAUAGGUGAAAGAGGUAUUAAUUUAAGUGGAGGACAAAAAGCCCGUGUGGGUCUUGCCCGUGCUGUCUACGCCUCUGAUCGUGAUAUGUAUUUACUGGAUGAUCCACUCUCUGCAUUAGAUGCCCAUGUGGGAGAACGGGUAUUGCAUGAAUGUAUACUUGGAGAACUGCGAGAUACCACGCGGGUGUUAGCCACGCAUCAAUUACAUGUCUUACGCUAUGCAGAUUACAUUGUCGUCCUUCAGGAAGGUGGCACCAUUGCCUUUGAGGGAGACUAUGAUGGAUAUAAGAAGUAUUUGGCCAAUAGAGUGGAGGCUGUAAAGAAAGAAGAAGAAGAAGAUGAUGAUAAUGAUGAUGAUAAGAAGAAGAAGUUGGAAAUAACAGACGAUAAUGCAGAGAAGAAGAAAAGUCAGACAAGUGAUGAACAGAGAGAUACCACGACAGAACAGAAGGAAAGUGUUGAUAAUAAUAAUAACACAAUGAACAGUGAAGACGUUAAUAUGGAAAAGGAUACCAAUAACAAUAUGGAUGAUACAAUUGAUGAAAGCGACGAGAAUGAUAAGAACAAUAAUAACAACAAUAAGAAUAACAACGACAACGAUAUUGGUAAAUUAAUGACAGAAGAAGAAAAAGCAACAGGUGCAGUUUCCAUGGAAACAUAUAAACAGUAUUUCAAGGCAUGUGGUGGUCUCACUUUAUGUCUUUUUGUACUGUUAUUAUUUAUUAUCACAGAAUGUCUUGUUGUGGCCCCUUCACUCUGGCUUUCCUUCUGGUCUGUGCGGCGUUUUGCUCUCUCUUCACGUACGUAUCUUCUCAUCUAUACUUUAUUAGUGGCUGGAGAGUCAUUAAGUUCUCCAUUACGUAAUGGGACUGGAUACGCCAUUCAACGGUGUGCCUCUCUGAACUUACAUGCGCAAUUACUACGAUCCCUCGCUGUAGCUCCAAUGGCAUUCUUUGAUACUACUCCACUUGGUCGAGUAUUAAAUCGUUUUUCAAAAGAUUUUAGUAGUAUUGAUGGAGACUUACCGGGAAGUAUUAUCUUCUUUGUACAGUGUGUGUUAUCUGUGAUAUCUUCUGUGAUAGUGAUGGCCAUAUCACAGUAUUUUAUCUUGAUAGUAUUAAUACCAUGUGCAUUAUUUUACUAUAAACUCAUGUUAUUUUAUAAUAGUGCGAAUAGAGAGAUUCGCCGUAUUGCGAAUCGAGCCAACUCUCCUGUUUUCUCCGUUUUAGGAGAAAUGCUUGCAGGUCGAUCUUGUAUUGCCGCAUAUGGUAAAACCACAGACUUUUUACAAAAGGCUAUGCAUCGUAUUGAUAUGGUGUAUGCAUGUUCAUAUAUUCAAAAGGUUUGUAAUUGUUGGCUUGCGGUGCGUAUUGAGUUACUCAGUAAUGCUGUAUUAACAUCUGUGGCUUUUCUUGGUGUUAUACUUGUUAUUUUACGUUUUAGUAACACAGAUGUGGGACUUCUUUCAUUAAGUCUCACUAUGGCUAUGAAUAUGAAUUCACUUCUUAAAUUUGUAGUGAAUCAGUCUGCAGAGGUUGAAGCUAAUAUGAAUUCGGUUGAACGGGUAUUAUAUUACACGUUUAAUGUGGAACAUGAGGAUUUACUGGAUGAUAUUAAUAAUGCUAUUAAGGAACAGGAAGAACGGGAAAAACAGAAAAUGGUAAAAGAAAAGAAAAAGACUCAACACAACAACAACAACAACAUCUUCAAUGAUGAGGGUUAUACAAGAAUAACGAGUGUUCGUGUGAUGUCAGAAACCGAUGACGAAGAUAAUCUAAAUAACAACAACAACAACAACAACAACAACAACAACAACAACAACAACACUAACACCAACACCAACACCAACAACAAGAAUAAUAAUAAUAAUAACUAUAAGCUCAAUAUCCAUGAUGAUAAUAGUAGUAGUAGUAUUGACCGAGAAUACUCUUUGGCAGACGAAGAAGAAGAAGAAGGAUCGAAAAAUGUCGCGGGAACAGUAUCUGCCAAAUCUGGUUCUAUUAUAUUCCAUAAUGUUACUAUGCGAUACCGUGCGGGUUUGCCGCUUGUUCUCCGUGGUGUAAACUUCAAAAUAGAGCCUGGUCAGAAGGUUGGCAUUAUUGGCCGCACGGGCAGUGGCAAAUCUUCACUCCUCCUAACCUUUCUCCGCAUGGUGGAGAUCACAGAGGGAGAUAUUUACAUUAACCAUCGUCCCAUUCGCUCCUACCCCUUACGAUCCCUUCGCCAACUCUUUGCGAUGAUCCCGCAGGACCCACUUCUCUUCAAUGGCACUAUUCGCAGUAAUGUGGAUCGCUUUCACAACUGCAGUGAUGCGGCGGUCUGGCGGGCCCUGCGGCUUGUCGGCCUUCACGAUCGACUGCGUGGGGAGGCGGAGGGCCUGCAGAGCCGCGUGGAGGAGGGCGGGGCGAACUUCAGCGUCGGCCAGCGGCAACUCCUCUGCAUGGCCCGCGCCCUCCUCCAACAACAACAACAACAAGAAGAAGAAGGAAAAGGAAAAGAAGAAGAAGAAGAAGAAUCUCAUUCUCAUAAUAAUAAUAAUAGUAAUAAUAAUGCUAAUGGUAAUGGUGUGAUUCUGCUGAUGGAUGAGGCGACGGCGAAUGUGGAUCCGCAGUUGGAUCGGCAAAUCCAACACGCCAUCACACACACCUUCGCGGCACACACGGUGGUGACGAUUGCCCACCGCCUGCACACCGUCGCCGCGUACGAUCGGCUGCUGCUGAUGGAGGAGGGGCGGGUGGUGGAGGCGGGACCCCCGCGGGAACUCGCCCAGCGCAGGGACUCCAGACUGGCACAGAUGCUCUUGGCAAGAGGAGAGGCGGCACUGCAGGAGUUUAUGGAGGCAGCUGCACGGAGAGAAUAG
Molecule: messenger RNA, 5223 nt
Organism: Trypanosoma theileri
Lineage: Eukaryota; Euglenozoa; Kinetoplastea; Trypanosomatida; Trypanosomatidae
Product: multidrug resistance protein E
Exons: 1
Coding region: 1-5223 (1740 amino acids)
Biological process (GO): transmembrane transport
Cellular component (GO): membrane
Molecular function (GO): ATP hydrolysis activity; ABC-type transporter activity; ATP binding
Source: RefSeq, a predicted model, not a curated record